This is a messenger RNA of Octopus bimaculoides (California two-spot octopus), 3468 nucleotides long. Its product is annotated as exosome RNA helicase MTR4. Gene Ontology annotation, cellular component: nucleus. NCBI's taxonomy places the organism in Eukaryota, Metazoa, Mollusca, Cephalopoda, Octopoda, Octopodidae. Gene Ontology annotation, biological process: maturation of 5.8S rRNA; RNA catabolic process. Gene Ontology annotation, molecular function: ATP binding; RNA helicase activity; RNA binding. The record is from RefSeq and is a predicted model, not a curated record.
UCUUUUCUACUCUAGGCACAAGGCCCGAAAUUUUGGGGGAGGAGGAUUAAGUCAAUUAGAUCGAUCGCAGUACACAACUGGUACUUAAUUUAUCGAACCCGAAAAGAUGAAAGGCAAAGUUGAUCUCAGCAGAAUUUGUACUCAGAACGUAAAGACAGACAAAAUACUGCUAAGCAUUUCGCCCGGCGUAUUAACGUUUCUGCCAGCUCGCCGCCUUAUAAUAAUAAUAGCUACAGCCAUAAAGUAACACGGUUUUUAUAUUAAUAUGAAACUAAUACUUAUUCUCUUUGGUUAUCGCCCUUGUUCCUGUUACUUCCGGAAGCCACAUCCGUAAAUUGGAAGAUGGCGUCCACCUUCGGAGACGAUCUUUUCGAUAUAUUUGAGUCGAAAGCCGAGAAUUCUAAAGUAACUGAUAAAAAAAAUGAAGAAGAGAAAAUAUCGGUUGAGGAUACACAAAGGGCUGAGGAUUUACUCAGGAGUAUCGUUAAAAAGCGAGAGAUUGACAACCCUGAUGUAAUUAGUUCCAAGAAAUUAAAAGCUGACCAUGAGGAUCUUGCUGCAGCUGCAGAAGUUAUGCCUCGUAUCCAGGUCCACAAAGUUGAGACUUUGGAGUCUUGCACACAUGAGGUUGCUCUACCUCCUGAUGAAGAAUUUGUUCCUUUGAAACCUCCCCCUGAAAAACCUGCUCAGGAAUUUCCUUUUAUUCUUGAUCCAUUCCAAAAGGAAGCACUUUUAUGUUUAGAAAACAACCAGUCUGUAUUGGUAUCUGCACACACAUCAGCUGGCAAAACAGUUGUUGCUGUCUAUGCCAUUGCAAUGUCGCUCCAAAAGAAGCAGCGUGUUAUAUACACAUCUCCUAUUAAAGCAUUAAGCAACCAGAAAUAUCGAGAAUUGUUUGAAGAGUUUCAAGAUGUUGGUUUGAUGACCGGAGAUGUAACUAUCAACCCAACUGCUAGUUGUUUAGUCAUGACAACUGAAAUUUUGAGAAGUAUGUUAUAUCGAGGAUCAGAGAUCAUGAGAGAAGUUGCUUGGGUGAUAUUUGAUGAGAUUCAUUAUAUGAGAGAUAAAGAACGAGGUGUUGUUUGGGAAGAAACCAUUAUCCUCCUUCCUGAUAAUGUACACUAUGUAUUUCUAUCAGCCACUAUCCCUAAUGCACGACAAUUUGCUGAGUGGAUAUGUCAUCUUCAUAACCAGCCAUGUCAUGUUGUUUACACUGAUUAUCGACCAACACCAUUGCAACAUUACAUCUUUCCUGCAGGUGGUGAUGGCAUUCAUUUAGUGGUAGAUGAGAAUGGAGAAUUUAGAGAAGAGAAUUUUGCAACUGCCAUGCAAGUUUUACAAGAAGCUGGAGGAAACGCUCGAGGAGAUAUGGGACUUCGUGGAAGGAAAGGCAGUGUCAGAGAUAAUUCCAACUGCUACAAAAUUGUGAAGAUGAUUAUGGAAAGAAACUUUGCUCCUGUAAUUGUGUUUAGUUUUAGCAAGAAGGAUUGUGAAGCUUACGCUCUCCAACUGACCAAACUGGAUUUUAACUCUGCUGAGGAAAAAAAUUUAGUUGUGGAAGUGUUCAAUAAUGCCAUUGACAGUUUGUCGGACAGUGACAAGAAAUUGCCACAGGUUGAAAAUGUACUUCCUUUACUUAAAAAGGGAAUUGGAAUCCAUCAUGGUGGUUUACUUCCUCUUUUGAAGGAGACCAUUGAGAUACUUUUUGCUGAAGGUCUCAUCAAGGCUCUGUUUGCUACAGAAACAUUUGCCAUGGGUCUUAAUAUGCCUGCCAGGACAGUUUUAUUCACCUCUGCUCGUAAGUUUGAUGGUAAAGAUUUUAGAUGGAUAACAUCUGGUGAAUAUAUUCAAAUGAGUGGUCGUGCUGGACGUCGUGGAAUUGAUGACCGUGGUAUUGUCAUCUUGAUGGUUGAUGAGAAAAUGAGUCCUAUGGCUGCUAAAAAUAUUGUUCAAGGAGAAGCUGAUCCCUUGAAUAGUGCCUUUCAUCUAACGUACAACAUGGUCCUGAAUUUGUUGAGAGUCGAAGAAAUUAAUCCUGAAUAUAUGUUGGAACGAUCCUUCUACCAGUUCCAAAACUAUGCCACCAUACCACAACUUCUUGAAAAUAUUCGGAAACGAGAAAAAGAUCACACUAACCUGAAAAUUCCAAAUGAAGAGCAGAUAGCAACUUACUAUAAGAUUAGGCAGCAGCUUGAUGCCCUUGCUGUUGAGUUCCAAGGAUAUAUCACAAAACCACAAAACAUAUUGCAGUUUUUACAGCCAGGCCGUUUGAUUAAAGUAAAGAAUACUGAUGAUGAUUUUGGUUGGGGAGUUGUUGUCAAUGUCCAGAAAAAGGCUGAUCAAAGCAAGUUGGAAUCAGAUGUUCAGUACGUUUGUGAAGUCCUUCUCCAUUUAAGUCCAGAAUCUGCUCAUACUCAUAGCAGCUUAUCCAUUAAACCAUGUCCUCCUGGACAGAAAGGAGAGAUGCAGGUUGUACCUAUUCUCAUUCAUUUGAUAUCUUCAAUAAGUUCCGUACGCUUAUAUGUUCCUAAAGACUUGCGGUCACUGGACAGCAGGCAGAGCAUCCUAAAAUCAGUUCAGGUACUCCACAUUUCAUAUUUUUGUCCCUUUCAGAAAAUUGAAGCUUUUGAACACCGUAUGUAUUCCCAUCCUCUUCAUAAAGACCCAAAACUGGAAGAAUAUUAUUCACUGUAUGAAAGAAAAGCUAAGCUUGGACAAGAAAUUAAAAAAAUCAAACUUGAAAUGAAGAAAAAGAAGUCAUUACUGCAAAUGGAUGAGUUGAAAUGCCGGAAACGUGUGUUGAGGCGACUUGGUUAUGCAACACCUUCAGAUGUUAUUGAAAUGAAAGGCAGAGUUGCUUGUGAAAUUGACAGUGGUCAAGAACUUCUUCUUACUGAGUUGAUUUUCCAUGGAGUUUUCACUGACCUCACUGUCCAACAGAGUUGUGCCCUCCUCAGUUGUUUUGUCUGCCAAGAAAAAGCAUCAGAAACUCCCAAAUUGACAGAAACACUUCGUGGGCCAUUAAGAAUCAUGCAGGAAACUGCCAGAAGAAUUGCCCGAGUGAGCAAAGAAGCCAAGAUAGAGAUGGAUGAAGAAACUUAUGUUGAUUCUUUCAAACCCCAUAUGAUGGAUGUUGUGAAUGCUUGGUGCAAUGGUGCUGAGUUUGCUCAAAUUUGUAAAAUGACUGAUAUAUUUGAAGGAAGUGUUAUAAGAAUCAUGCGGCGAUUAGAGGAAAUGUUGAGACAAAUGUGUCAAGCAUCAAAAGCUAUUGGAAAUACAGAACUUGAAAGUAAAUUUUCAGAAGGGAUCAGGAAAAUAAAAAGAGAUAUUGUAUUUGCAGCCAGUUUGUACCUAUAGUACCUUUCUUUUCCUGUCACAUCUAAACUGGAAUGAUUUUAUAUUCAUUGUAAAUAACAUUUAUGAAAAGGAAAUUUUUAUUGUUACAUUAAAUCAUACUUUCUACCAUUA